AUGCCUCCCUUCCCAAUACUGUUGCUUCCUGCAAAACCCCGGCAAAUUGCUAUAAAAUUUAUGGAGAUUCUUGAUAUAGUCAACUUCUCCCUAAUCACUCAAAAUGCGAAGAACGUGGUGAUCUCCGCAAAACUAAAAGUUUCGAUCAGCUGUUUCAUAGAAAGAGAUUCUCGAAUCCGUCUGAAGAUUGGAAGAGUUGAGAAAUUUCUUCCUGGUCCGUCGCUGGAUCAAACGAAAUUCUACUUGGAACAUCUUAUGGAAAUAUUUUGUCAGAAAAAACUGAAAUGCUUGACUUUCACCGAUGUUGGAAUUGCAUUGCAAGUAGUUAUUGGAGAUUUCGAUAGAUUUCAAGAUCUAAUACUUCAAAGCGGAUAUUUCUCGCGAUCCUCUGCUUCCCUGAAGACAGCUCGGGAGUAUGCUCCUAAGGUGGAAUGUAUGAAUCUGAAGGAUGCAAUGUUAACCCACACGGUUCUGUUCAAUAGAAGAUUCCAGAGAGGCUUGUUGGUUCAGAACUUUCAACGUUUAUUGCUGCCUGUCAGCUUCCGUCUGAACCUUGAUGACUUGUUGCUGAUCAAUGUGAAGCGUGUCGGUUUGACUGCUGAAGUCGGUUCUAGAGAUAUCAACUUGUUCCUGAAGCACUGGAUAGCUGGAUCGAACGAUGAGCUGGACCAUCUGAGCUUCACGCUUUCCAGUGAAGAAGGUGAUGUCUUGCAGGGAAUCAAGUUUCAAAUAUCAAAUGAACUAAAACCAAAACGAACAAGUCGCUCAGGAAUAGAUGUUCGGAGAAACGAUGGAACGAUCGCAAUUAUUUCCAUCAACUCGUCCAGGAACGUCGAGAUCAGUGUGAUGAAUAAUUAACAACUUUCUUUUUCGCUUUUUGUAUUGCCUUGGCAAGUUUUAUAUAUUUUCAAGUUAAGUUUUUGUUGAUAAAAUGUGUUUCCAAU
This is a messenger RNA of Caenorhabditis elegans, 944 nucleotides long. It is a transcript of the gene F49B2.7, whose product is annotated as F-box associated domain-containing protein. The transcript has 2 exons. Bases 1 to 858 code for a protein of 285 amino acids. NCBI's taxonomy places the organism in Eukaryota, Metazoa, Nematoda, Chromadorea, Rhabditida, Rhabditidae. The record is from RefSeq and is marked reviewed.